AUGAGUGCAGCACAUAAACUUCGAAACAUAUCAUUUGACAUCAAUGAUGAGUGGCUGGGUACAUUGCUCCUUGCUGGAUUACCCGAAGUCUACAAGCCAAUGAUUAUGGCCCUCGAAAGUUCUGGUGUGCCGAUUACAGCAGACUCUGUAAAGACUAAGCUCUUACAAGAAAUAAAGAGCUCCGAGUCAGUUGCAUUAUAUGCAAGUAAGCCAAGUAAAUAUAAACAAAAGGACUCUGAUAGUUCUCCGAAGUUUAACAAAGGGCCCCGUUGUUUCAAAUGCAACCGUUAUGGUCACAUAAGUAAAAAUUGCAGAACAAAGAAAAAGGACCAAGGCAAAGAAACUGGAUAUGUCGCUGUGUUCUCGGCAUCCGCUGCAGCAAGUGACAGUAAGAGCUGGUUUGUUGAUUCAGGAGCGUCCAUGCAUAUGACAAUGAGGCAGGACUGGCUAUACGAUGAAUCAUCACCUCCAAUUACAAGCAUCCGUAUUGCUGAUGAUAAAAUGCUUAAAGUGAAGAGCUGUGGAAAAAUUGAUCUGCCUAUAUGUAAUAGUGAAGGACAAACACAAACCAUACAA
Molecule: messenger RNA, 576 nt
Organism: Trichoplusia ni (cabbage looper)
Lineage: Eukaryota; Metazoa; Arthropoda; Insecta; Lepidoptera; Noctuidae
Exons: 1
Molecular function (GO): zinc ion binding; nucleic acid binding
Source: RefSeq, a predicted model, not a curated record